Messenger RNA from Myodes glareolus (Bank vole), 11157 nucleotides. NCBI's taxonomy places the organism in Eukaryota, Metazoa, Chordata, Mammalia, Rodentia, Cricetidae. The record is from RefSeq and is a predicted model, not a curated record.
UUGGUUGGUUGCGGCCUGAUGGAUGGUCGAGGGCGGAGUGAACUCUCAGUGUGUUCUGCCGGAGCCCAAGUACGGAGACCAUAUUUACAGGUCAUGCAGCUAUGAGUGGAGUUUUCAAGGGGACCUUUGAAGAAGCUGACAGCGCCUCCCUCUGCUCUUCUCUGCAGGAGUCAGAUGAUGACAUUUUUAGCUGUGACAGUGCUGAGAGUCUUGAUAGUGUCAGUCUGUCCACACCUGAUCAUUUACCCAAAAAAAUAAGAAGAUAUCAACAGACUGAAAAGGUAUAUUCAGAAGCAUAGACUCUUGGGAGGACACUGCAGUUCAUGAGGCCGCAAGGUACAUGUGAUAACGCUGCAGCUAUGAGUGGAAUCUUAAAGCGGAAGUUUGAAGAUGUGGACGCCUCCUCACCCUGCUCCUCUGCCCGGGAAUCAGAUGACGAAGUCUCCAGCAGUGAGAGCGCUGACAGCGGGGACAGCAUCAACCCGUCCACCUCUAAUCACUUCACCCCCUCCUCCAUCCUCAAAAGGGAGAAACGGCUGAGGACCAAGAAUGUGCACUUCAGCUGUGUCACCGUGUACUACUUCACCAGGAGACAGGGCUUCACCAGCGUGCCCAGCCAGGGGGGUAGCACUCUGGGCAUGUCCAGUCGUCACAACAGCGUGCGCCAGUACACCCUGGGCGAGUUUGCAAGGGAGCAGGAGCGGCUGCACCGGGAGAUGCUGAGAGAACACCUCAGGGAGGAGAAACUCAACUCUCUGAAGCUAAAGAUGACAAAGAAUGGCACAGUGGAGUCUGAAGAAGCGAGCACUCUGACAGUCGAUGACAUUUCCGAUGAUGAUAUCGAUUUAGACAACACAGAAGUAGACGAAUACUUCUUCCUACAACCCCUGCCCACAAAAAAGCGGAGAGCCCUGCUGCGCGCCUCCGGAGUGAAGAAGAUCGACGUGGAAGAAAAACACGAGCUGCGGGCCAUCCGCCUGUCUCGGGAGGACUGUGGCUGUGACUGCAGAGUGUUCUGUGAUCCAGAAACAUGUACCUGCAGCCUGGCAGGCAUUAAGUGUCAGGUGGAUCGUAUGUCUUUCCCAUGCGGCUGCACUAAAGAAGGCUGUAGCAACACAGCAGGUAGAAUUGAAUUUAAUCCUAUCCGUGUCCGGACUCAUUUUUUGCACACAAUCAUGAAACUUGAACUCGAGAAAAAUCGCGAGCAGCAAAUCCCCACGCUGAACGGCUGCCACGGUGAGAUAAGCCCCCACGGUACUUCCAUGGGCCCCGUCGUCGCUCACUCGGUAGAAUACUCCAUCGCAGACAAUUUCGAGAUUGAAACGGAACCCCAGGCUGCCGUGCUGCACCUGCAGGAGGAGCUGGAUUGCCAGGGAGAGGAGGAGGAAGAGGAGGAGGAUGGGAGCAGCUUCUGCAGCGGAGUCACUGACUCCAGCACACAAAGCCUGGCCCCCAGUGAAUCGGAUGAGGAGGAAGAGGAGGAGGAGGAGGAAGAGGAGGAGGAGGAAGAAGAUGACGAGGACGACAAGGGAGACAGCUUUGUAGAAGGGCUGGGAGCCCAUGCCGAAGUCGUCCCUCUUCCUUCUGUUCUUUGUUACUCGGAUGGCACCGCAGUUCAUGAAGGCCACACCAAGAACGCUUCGUUCUACGCUAGCUCUUCAACCCUCUACUACCAAAUAGAUAGCCACAUCCCAGGAACCCCUAGCCAGAUCUCUGACAGCUAUUCGGAAAGAGAUACUGUCAAAAACGGUGCCCUGUCGCUGGUGCCUUACGCCAUGACCCCAGAGCGAUUCGUUGACUAUGCCAGACAAGCGGAAGAGGCCUACGGGGCCUCCCACUACCCAGCUGCCAACCCUUCUGUCAUUGUUUGCUGCCCCACUUCCGAAAAUGAUAGUGGGGUGCCCUGUAACACCUUGUACCCCGAACACAGGCCCAGUCUCCCCCAAGUGGAAUUUCACUCGUACUUGAAAGGCCCUUCCCAGGAAGGGUUCGUCUCCGCGUUGAACGGCGGCGACAGCCACAUUUCCGAGCAUCCUGCCGAGAAUUCCCUGAGCCUUGCCGAAAAGAGCCGCCUGCACGAGGAGUGCAUUAAGUCCCCCGUGGUGGAGACGGUCCCCGUUUAGUUGCUUAGAUUAUUCUAUUAGAGUACCGAGUCUUCUAUUUAAGGCAUUGUAUUGCAUUUGCUGGGCUCACCCUUGUUUAACCGGAAGACCAAGAAAACGUGGACUGGGAUGACUUCCAGACAGGAUUUCUUUUCCUCCUUUCUAGCUUCCCAACUGUGGCGUGACACAAAUAAAACACAGUCGCUAUGGGGAUUUUAAACGAUUUUGAACUGUUUUUGAUAGAAAAAAAAUGCUAAAUUUAAAAAAAUAAUAAUACAUAUCUCACAGUUGCCUACCCGUCAAACUGUGUGAAACCUGCCGAGCUAUGCAGACCAUAGCUCCACGUCUUAGAUUGUCGGGCCUGUGCAAGAUUGUUAACUAAGACUAGAAAAAUAAUCAGAUUUAGAGACCUAAUUUUCGAUAUAUCUGAAGAUGGUGGUGACUUUUUAAUGUAAAAGUAAUGAUUGUCAGAAAAAAAAAAGAUUGAAUUGUUUCUUGUGUAUUUUCUUUCCGGUAGUUUAGAAGUCAUGCUUUGAAGAAAAUGAACAGCACGCUCACUGAAGCUGCCGUUGCAUUAGCUAGCUCCACAGAGCAUGCCCACGAGGAUUGCACCUGGAUUCUGCCCACGUUUUUAUGAUCCUGACUAAGCAGAUUUGCAGAUACUUUCUUAAGGAUGACAUAGGCCUAUUUUUGCUAUGUGGGACAAAUGAGUCUAUAUAUAUGUGCAGGUCCUUACACAGUUCUCUCUAAAGUUCAGAGUCAGGACAAUCCUCUGGUGAGGGUCCAGUUCGCUGCCCUCCCUCGGCCGAGAGAGAUGGAAUUGCCUUUCUUUUUUAAACAGUGUCAUCUUAUUAGCUUUGACUGCACCUUUAAACUCCACCCCCUCCAUCAAAAUGCACUUUAGUGCCCCUUCUCGGUACCUCGCGUGGGGUGGGGUCUCAGAACGCUUUGAAAUCAAAACUUUUUACUUAUAAAAAAAAAAGUCGACUAUUGUGAGGUUCAUACAAUAGAGGUAGAGGAUCCUUCCAGUGGUGUGAAGGAAAAUGGCCUGUUUUUCUUCACCGCUCCGAGGAUUUAACUCUGUAACACAGAGGAGGCUGGGGGGAAAAAAACAGACGAACACAGCCUCAGAAACCAAUCUAUUCUACACCGUGAUCAACCCAUCUCUACAAAAGCAAAACCAUGUCAUGAGACUUCCACUUAGCCGCUAGCUGAUUGAAGGCAGGCCUGCACUCAUUCACUCGUGAGGCCUGACUUUCCUGAAGCGUUUUUAUUGGUCUUGCCGAGGACAGUUAUUCCCACAGUCCAUAAUGCAUUGCAAAGGCAGCAACCUUGUGUUCUCUUGCCUAGUAAAGAGAAAGCAUAGAAAAGAAACACACACUCACCUUCUCCUGCCUAGCGAAGAGAAAGGACACAUGCCCCGCCUUCCGCUGGAUUGCCUACUUGGUGCCCGGGAGGACUCUUUUCCUGUAAGCUUACAUAACUCUAGAACAAGCGCUAGCAUUUCCCCAAUGCCAUGAUUAUGCUGAGUCCGUUUCUUAGCUUUGACAUCCUAUUGCUACAUUGUUUAACCUGUUUUACAACUAUUUAAGAUGGAAACACACCCUGCUAUGUAGUAGCUGCAUUCCUAAUGUUUUCUAUGCCUCCUAAAUUUGGGCAUUUUAAUAUCUUAACAGAUUUCAGUUCCUCACAACUUAUUUCAUUUGGCCAAACGUCAGUGGGCUUCGGAAUCCUCCCGUGAGAAGUUUCUCUUUAAACUUGAUAUGGUGAAAGGGUGUUUGCUUGUGGAGUUGGUUCCUGCCCACCUCUACACCACCUCAAGGCCAAGCCAACACUAAUUAUUACUAACAUUAGCAGCCUUUUGCGUUGGCUGUGUUCGAGAAAGUCACAGUGGGGUCAGGUGGCUCCUUGUGGUGGAUUGGUGGGGCUGCUGUGACGGACGCAUGCUCUGAUUGUGCUAGACCAGAGUUACUUGUAGUGUUUGCUCUCCAGCCUCCCUGACCCCUGCCUACGCAGUCUAAAGAGUAGGGACUCGGGGGAAAUGACAAUAGGCUGCUGUUCUUCGUUCAAGCAAGGGAAGGAAUUCCGUGUUCAGUGUGUGCUUGACCGUUCCAACCUCUGGAAGUAUCGACUGGUGAGGCACUCUCGGGCUGUUCUUAGGACAGAGAGCGGGAAAGUACAGGGCAACCCUGACUAGGGUGGAGUUGAAGGGGGUCACGGCAGUCCAAUCCCUGAACCCUUAGAGAUACUUCUUUCAGUUCAGCAUUGUAUUUACAAGACUUGAGUCCUGCCUUUGUGUAUUUGGCUGGGUUUCUCUUCCGCAGCUUUAUUUUCCCCAAAAGGACACUUCAAACACAGAGCUUCCUUCCUCUCUCUAUUCAGUUGGGAUAGAAAGCCUCACUCUGCUAAGGAUAAUUACCUUUCUAAGCAUGAGAGCCGCCAUUCCAGUGUUUCACAUACCUAAGUCAUUCACUGACAUCUCUUGCGAAUCACAAUAGGUACAGGCUACCUAUUUUAACAACAACUAAAACCCUACCUACUUUAUCUGUGCUGCACACACACAAACACAGAAUACAUGUGUCCUGUACCUUAGAUUGGGACAGAUUUUAGCCAGUAGCUAGUAAGGAGUACUGGAUAGUUAGUUCCUACAGUACUAUCAGAUUGCAGUUUAUAUAAAAAUACAGAAGAAAAAUUUGAAAGCAAUUGAUAGAAAAUGCUGGGUUAAAGUGACAAAUAAUACUAGUGAGGAAUUAUCUCCUGCGUCUUCCUUUCCCAGUAAAAAUUGAGAAUACAAUGAUUCUUCUGGAACAUUCUUCCCAUUAAUAGACCUUCUAGUUGAUAAAAAAAAAAAACUGCCCCCGUGUGAGGCCAGUGCUACAGUUCUUUCUGUUUCCCAAAGGGAGGUUGCAGUUGGAUGCAGCCGGGUCCAGCCUCCUUAAGUCUUUGCACCGAGGCGCAAUGAUAAGGCCUGCCGCUGUUGCAUUGCAUGGUAUAUCUAACCAGUCGGAGUCUUUGUGUGCACAGUUCCCAAGCCAUGCACUGUCAAUGGCAGAGCCCAAUACUUCACACCCUAUUGUUUUCCAGCUUUGAUCCCCAGCUGUAUUCCUGGUCAAAUUGAUUUGUGAGUCAAGUGGCCUCAUCAGCCUCAUCCCCUUUUAAAUUAUCAUUGAUAAAAAGAAAUCAAAGGCCAUUUUAAGUCCCCCCCAUCAAUUAUUUAAAAUACAGUUGUCUCUUUUCUUUUAGUAGAUUGAAGAAUAGACUUUUUUGAAAACCAGUCUUUGUGAGGGAAUCACGUUUUUCUCAUCAUGACAUGCCAAGCACAUAUAAAAAAUCCAACAUUUCCUCAAGGGAUGAAAUCCGUGUAAUCAUAUGACCCGGCAGUACCAUCUCCUCUGGCAUGCUCCUACCCAACAGCAACAGUUACAGAAAUGUGCUGAAAUUCCCAAGACAUGCAGAGGUUAUGCUGAUUACCAUCCAGGCAAAAUUUUGAUUUUGAUUUCAUUAAACAAGAAUAUGUACCAUAAUUUAUUUCCUAAUUGAUAGCUCACUUUUUAAUUGUUACCUUGUAGAAGUUCUUAAGGACUUAGUGUUGGUCCUCAGAAUGUGCUAAUAAGAACCUGGGGUUUUUCCCUUUUAACAAAUAUUUAUUGAAUACCUCCAGUGUUAUAGCUGCUGACUUGGUGGCAAAGAGAGCAGGGGAACUGCAUAUUUGGAAGGGUGAGGACGACAGAGGGUGGCGGGAGGUAGUCAAGCCAGGCCAGAUCCUUUGACAUGGAAUCCUCCGGUGCUCUGUGGGAGAAACACCGUCACCGACUCUCCUCAUUCUGCCCAAGCGGCUUCUAAAAGGAACUGCUUUUCCCUAUAGUUAUGGAACUUACUGCAUCCUCCUGAAACUUAGGAAAUCAAUUUGGACUCGGGGAAAAGAUAUUCAGAGAGUUGUUUCUUGGAUGCAGAGCUAGCUAAGAAAAUGUCAGCUCUAUGCCAGUUAAGUCCCAGCAGUUUUGACUCCUACAGAACCCAGAGAACUUUAGAAGCAGUGUGGGACGUGACCUCAUACUCGUUUUAUAAACAGACAAUUUAAAUGGUAGCACCUGCACCCAAAGCAUUGCCUAGAAGCAGAUAGAAAAUGAGGGAGGUCACUAGUGACCUCCUCCUUUCACCUGUGGCUACAAUCCAGUGCAGUUUACAGUCAUUGUCGCUGACAUAUAAGACGGCAAGUGUAAAUGGAAGGCACCUUUAUGCUUUCAUAGUCAGAGCGACGGUAACCUGAAAUUGUAACUAUUUGUUGUAUUGUGGCCAUGGUCAAUACCCAAAGUGCAAGGCUGGCUCCCUUUUUCACUCGUAAUGUGAACCUGAAUUUGCUUGUAUCCUUUCCCCAAGAACUGUAAACUUGUGCUGGAGAUGCCCAGCUGUCACAGCUUUGGACCAGCUCGUCAGCCAUCAUCUGUGGCAUGACAGAAUUGAACUGACUGAGAACCACGAUUUGAAGGCUCACUACAGUUUUGAAAGGGACAGGAGAGGGGUUCCAACAGAGUGUGAGUUUGGAACUGACAGUGUCUGCUAAGAACUGUCAAUAAGUAUGUCUCAGCAGAGUUGGGUCAGGGAUUAGUGAUCUCGAGGGUCAUAAAUGGCAGGCCCUCCAAAACCAGGGAAGUCACUGCUGAUGUGGCUGAUCUCAGAGCACAGUUGGUAGUCCCAGCCUGUUUGCUGGCCAACAUCCAAAGCAGUGGUGGUUUGCUCUCUAAAACAUGAGAACAUCGACCUCCAGCAAUCCAAAGAAAGACUCUAAACACACAUGCACGCACACUAAACGCUAAGCAAUGAAACAGCUAACAACAUUAUUGACAAAAGUGAGGUUUAUUUGGAAGGAGAAUUCUUCUUUAGCAAACGUGGCUCUGAACCAGUCUUUCGUAAGCUUUGCCUCAGUUCCUCCCGUGCCAGGACUCCUCAAACGAGACUAGAGACCCAGUGUCUUCUAAGCAGCAUGGGUGUCUUUCUCUUUUGUUGCUCACCAGAAACGUGAACCUGAAAACUUGGUACUGCCUGGGUGUUCUGGUAGUCCCUAGUACCUAGUAGGGCAAGUCUAACUGUAUGCUCUCCUGCCUGCCAUGGGGGUCAUAGAAAGUCAGGUAGAGUGAGGACCCCAAGGAGAGAGUAGCAAUGAGCUCCAGAGCCCCAAACUGGGAUGCCUUGUCAGCAUUGUGUUUACGGGAUCUUUAAAAAAAAUUUCUCUUUAACAUAGGAGCUGCAAUGUUAGUGCAUGCAGAGAUUUGUUACCUAUGGGAAUAGAAAUCACCCCGAAGGUUUACUUCCUGAAGGUUGCCGUUUUCUUUCCUUACCGCUGGCCUUCACGACGCAGGACUACUGCUUGGCAUCUGGCCCUUCGUGUUUGCUUACAUUUUAAGAAAAGACGGUUUUAUUGUUAUUUUAUUUUAACUUUCACGGAAGCUGGCAGGACUAACCUUGUCAAGGAGGAUGACUGAAGUAAGCAGCCGACCUGCUCAGCAGGCUUGCUGCAGUUCCCCAGCCUGUCUCAUUAGCAUACUGAGAGCCAAGUCAGCUCAAACUGAACUUUUCCUCAGGUGUGCAAGGUCGUCUACGUAUUUUUAAGGAUAAUGUAUAUUGAUUGGAAAAGUCUAUGAGGAGAUAAAUGGGGUAGAAAUCAGCCUUGCUUUUUGUCAAAAUUGAUUUACAUGACUAUUGAUUUUUAGUUGGAGCAUUAAAUUAGCUUCACAGUUAAAUGUCUUAUUUCUUUUUAACUCUGUUUCCAAUUUUUUUGGUCUGGCUUGGAAUGAACCUGAACGUUAUGUAUUAAUGAGUUCUUGGAAGAAAACUGAACUUUAAGGGGUCUCUUUAAAAAUUAUCUAGAAAAUUCUAUCUGUGCCGAUCCUUACUGUGUACGAAAUGAGACUCCUCACCCUCCUGUCUGAGUCAUGUGCCCCUAAAGGAGUUUAAUUGUUAUCUCUCUACUGGAGAGAGAUCAAGAGGGAAUUUGUCGUGCAUUUUAUGCAGUAUUGCUUUGCUCUUUUUCAUGUUAAACAUCCAUUUUUCUCCCUUUUCGUAGAAAUGCUAUCACUAUUGAAAACAAAUUCAAAGAACUAUGUAAAUUAUGAAAGUAUUUAAAUAUGAAUAAAAGAAAAUGCUCAAUUUUAAAUCUGAAUUUCCCUAAAGAGGAAAGUAUAUCUAAUACUUGGGAAUAAAUUGUUGCCCUUAAAAAAAAUAGUGUUUGUACUUAAGUUCUGAAAUGGUACCCAAAUGAUAUCUGGGCUUGAUAGAUUUUAAAUUUUAAUAGCUACAAAAGUCAUCUUGAUUUUCUUUCGUUUUUUUUUUUUUGUCUUUCUUUUUUUGGCACAAUUAAUCACAGUCUACUGCCAGGGUAUACUAUCUGAACCCUGAUUUGUUAGGCUCUAGUCAUGCCUAACAGGCAACUUAGGACAGCUUAAUCUUCUUAAAGAUAUUCACAAAGGCCAACUAAGCAUGAGUAAUGGGAGAUUUGAGAUUCCUCUAUGUUAUUCAGAUUGUAUAGGCUUGAGCCCAAGAGAGCUCGCCAGAGGUCACAUGACUCCUUCAUCGACCUCUGGGGAGAACUGUUACUCAGGCAUAUCCAACAGCACAGAUACCCAUUUCUACUUGACGGUUUCCUAGGCAACACAAUCCAACUCUUUCCGGUUUUCUCAUGAUAAGAACCUAUAUUGGUCCGUCUUUGUGGAUGAGGUAUCAGGUAACAGUUGUGGCAAUUGUACCGAAAGACUGGAGAAAUUGGGUUCUCUGUUUGUUUGAUGAUCAGUAUAUAAGAUGACUCCCCAAAUGUCUCCAGAAAUCAAAUUCUAAAAGAAAACGACUGUACUCAAACACUUAGUCAUGUAGCCAGGUUUUGGAAAGGCUUUUAUUCAUUCAUAUUUACUUCUGAAAAAUCACUGUCAUGUCUGUGCGAGUGACUGGUUUAGGUCCCAGCAGCGAGCAUCAGAACUAAACUCAAGUGAUUUGACUUUUAUAAUGUUCAGUUCUCUGAAAAAAAAGGGGAGGGGGGCAUUUUUCUAUGUGCUUGCUUGUGAACAAGUACCUUCUUGUUACUUGUUCCUUAGCAUAAGUAACAAAUAAGACUCUAGACUUUUUCUUCUCCUUCUGGAGAACACUUGACUGUCUUUGAAGAAUCUGAUCCGGAAUAAAAUGUCUCCAAAGAAUCAACUCAGUCGCUAUUUAAUCCCAGCCUGUGUACAUGAGGAUGUUAUGUAAACAAUGGGCGCUUGCAUUCUCAGGAAUCAGGAAAGUGAUUUAAAAAAUUGUCUUCUUGAAAAGGCUUGUAAACUAAAUGAGGCAUUCUGGAAAAGGGUAAUGUUUGAUUUUGUUUCUGGUUUCUCUCUCUCUUUCUCUCUCUCUCUCUCUCUCUCUCUCUCUCUCUCUCUCUCUCCUUUUUCCCAAUGACAUCACUUGUCCCAGACACUCCUUGCAGCUUUCAGAGCGUUUCUGUUUGCCUGCAACUCAGAAAGAGCACCAACGGGAAGCUGAGGACCACCCUGGACAUCAGGGUUGCCUUCUUCCGUGGAUCUUGUCCAAUCUCAAUAUGGCUGCUUUUCCCCACCUAGGUGCCUGUGUGAAAUGGCAGUCACAUCAAUGUACUUGGUCCCCAUGAGUCACACUACGGGGAAGUGACCUAGUGACACUCUUAGUUUCCGAGAAAAAAAGAAAAAAGAAAAAAAAAAAGAUGUUUCUGUAGAAUGCUGAUGUAAUGAAUGGUGAAUAAAAUUUGGCCGAUGUUUGAACUGACUCUAGGCACCUCAACAGAAAAAAGUCUGAGGCGUCGUUUGUGAAACAUGUUUCCAAGGUGUUUGAUGCUGUAUGAUAAAUACUAGACAAAGUACAGUACAGAAAUAGAAAAACCUGAGCCUGUAGAUGACAUCUCUGUUCCUAAGAACUCAGCCUUCGUUGUGUCUUAGUAAUAUCUCUCUGCGUUCCCUUUAGUUUAUUGCAUUUUGGUAUAAUCGCCUAAGGUAGAGCUAUUAACGCCUAUGUACUGAUUAAUGCCUGGUAAUACAGAAAAGGCACUUUGUUAUUUCAGUGUGUUUCCCUCAGCGUCACAGGGUAUAUGAAUUUGAUAGGGAAGGUCAUUUGGCAUUGGUCAGCAAAAUGUUUUCCACAUCUAAAACCCAUGUACACAAUUGGUUGUCACCCUUUGCAGUGUCUUUGUCUAGACGAUAGUCUUAGACAUCCACCGUGUUUCCGCUUGCAAGCUGCUGUAGGAACUUGGUCCAUUUGAAAACCCUGGUAAGAUGUUGUGAACUGAAUGUGUUAGUAGGUCACGGGAUCCCGAGGACUCAUGUAUCCUCCUGUGCUGAACCACCCAUUAUGCAUUAGGAAUAGUCCUUAGACAAAGGCAGUCUAUUGAGGGUAUUUAUUUCGGGUGUUUGAUUUUUGGCCUGUUGGAAGCUAGCAGGGGAGAAAUGCAUCACUGAAAAUUCAGAAAAGCCACAGAACUAUAAAGUACAUUUUGACAUUGGUUGAUUGAAUUUUGUCUUUCAACUGAUUUGUAUCAUUGCUUUUACCCAAUAGAUCUUCACUAGCUACUUCAUUGCUGUUAUGUGCAUUCUGAUGACUUGUAAGGUUGAAAGGGAAGAAAAUCAAACUGCCAUCCAUACAGUCAUUUUACAGUAUGAUGUCAUGCCGUGUAUCACAGUUUCUAAACUGAUUUUUCUUGUGUACAAGUUGUGACAUCAAAGAUGCCAAAGGGGAUAUAAAAUAAGCUACAAUGAAAUUCAACAGAAUUUAUCCUGGAUCUUAUGUUGUAAUAAUUUAUUCAUAUUAGCUGUAGUCCUCUGUAUUUAUAUUUUCAGUAUUUAUUAUGAAUGACAUGGAAAUUCCUGUAUUUAUUGUGGCUUUUUGUUGCAGUGUGUGUAUGUAUAUAUAUACAUAUAUCUAUUACAAAUAAGCAUUUUUAAGUCUGAUCAUUAAGUUUCUUUUAUUAGUGGCACUUGUAUUGUGCUGUACUUUUUAUUAUAUAUUGUACAAUAGCUUGUCCAUUUGUUUGCAACAGAGUAAAACUGGUUUCUAAGUUGUA